CUUUGAUGCUCGCUGUUGACUUUUUUCGACAUUCUGACAGAUACAAAAUUGUACGGUUUGAUAUAACGGCUUGAGCUCUCUGUGGUAUCUGAACACUAAUGAUCGAGAUAGUGAAUCAUCCAUUCAGCCCUCCUUCCUCCCCAGGCCUUGCAAACGUCAGCUUUUUCCACCGUACAUGAAUCACAACAUUCACACAUUCACACAACACAUAUUCACAAUCGCAACACAAAAAGAUACGUGGUGUUGCGCUGCUUCCUGCCAGUUUCACCGCGGAAAGAAAAAAAAUUAAACCACGCCCGAACGGAAAAGCGACGAGACGUGUGCCUGGAAAUAACCGCGAUUUCAACGGUGUAAAUUUAGAAUAGAGAGAGCUGUACAGUAUAUAGUCGUGUGUGUUGUACCAGGUUAAACCGCAGCAGCUAGCCAGCAUCAGCAGACGCAGUCAGUUCAUCGAAGCAAGGCGAACGAGAAAAUGGCUUCUUACACGGAGGACCAGUUGAGUGAGUUCCAGGAGGCAUUUCAGCUGUUCGACAGUCGCGGUGACGGUAAAAUUCACGUCGCCCAAAUUGGAGAUGCUCUACGUGCUCUCGGCCAAAAUCCCACUGAGUCGGACGUGAAAAAAUUCACGAAUCAGCACAAACCCGACGAAAGGAUUAGCUUCGAGGUGUUCUUACCCAUUUACCAGGCAAUAAGCAAAGCUCGUUCCUCAGAUACUGCCGAUGACUUCAUUGAGGGGUUGCGGCAUUUUGAUAAAGAUGGCAACGGUUACAUUCUAGCGGCCGAACUUCGGCAUUUGCUGACAACGCUUGGCGAGAAACUAAGCGACGACGAAGUGGAGAGUCUUCUGACUGGUAACGAAGAUGCACAGGGUAACAUAAAUUACGAAGAAUUCGUGCAUAUGGUUUUAAUGGGCUAAAAAAACGACGCUUGGGACCAUAUUUGUAUACUAUACAUAAAACAAAUUUUAUCGGUGGUAUUUUACACAAAGAGUUCUAGAGUAUAUGCACAGCAGAUUCCCUCAAAGUAAUUAGAACCCUAUGCUUCUUUUAAUCCAAAUAUGCUAAAUUAGAGUUUUUAUAUUUUUUAAGAAAAUAGCUAUUAGGUCUAUUUUGACGAUUAUGGAAACAUAGAUCCGCUGUGCCUUAAAAGUUGUUAAGUUAUUUGCAUUUAGUUAGAGUGAUAUUGAGCGACUACUUUAUUAACGCAGUUGAAAAUCUACCAACUUCAUAACUGAAUUCAACUAAGAAGAUGAGCUUUCAAUGGUAGGGAACAAAUAGUAUGAAACUCGAAGCAAAAUAUUUCUCAUAUUAACUGUAACAUGUACACCGUAAUCUGUAAAAUAAGCACAAAAAUAAAAACAGGGAAUUGUAAUCUUGUAAUCGAAUGAUGUACAAUAUGCUAUGAGUUUCGAGCUCAAAUCAAACUAAUUGAUGACUUUGAAUUGUUAAAUCAUCUGAUUAUUAUUCAAUGUUUCAAUAAAUUGUCCUAUAUUUCGGAAUUUUCUUAGAAAAAAAUUAUAAAAAUUUUGUGUACGUUAAAAGACAUACUUUCGUUUAUGUAUGCUUUAUUCAUAUACUUUCUAUUAUAAUCAUAAAACGUACAAUCAAAUUCUAAAAAGCUUUAUUGCUUUUUGAUGAAUAAAUCAAAGCGUAAUAUAUACUGUAAAUCAAUAUAGCUUGCAAGAGCUUUUGUAACAAAUUUAUGUCUAACAUCAAGUAUUAAAUGAUUCAUAGAUUAAUUUUAAUAAAGUCAAAUUUCGAUUUAUACAACAAAAA
Messenger RNA from Copidosoma floridanum, 1775 nucleotides. It is a transcript of the gene Mlc-c, whose product is annotated as Myosin light chain cytoplasmic. The record is from RefSeq and is a predicted model, not a curated record. Lineage: Eukaryota; Metazoa; Arthropoda; Insecta; Hymenoptera; Encyrtidae. Gene Ontology annotation, molecular function: myosin heavy chain binding; calcium ion binding. Gene Ontology annotation, cellular component: myosin II complex.